CCCCCCAUCCACAUGUAGCUGGUGACCUUAUCUGCUACCUUAGAAAGAAAUGGCGGCAAAUUACUGGGUGUCAACCCAACGCCGGAACUGGCUUUUCGAGCGAGAUCAGCUGGCAGAGAUUCGGAGAUCCCUCGAUGAAGGUGACAAGCAGAAACAGCUCAUACAACAAUUCCCGCUACCCGAUCUAAGGUACUUCAGCAUCUACAUCAAUCUACAGCUGGUCAGACUAGGGAAACGGAUGACAAUCCGCCAACAGGCACUUGCAACAGCACAGGUCUAUAUCAGGAGAUUCUACACCAAAGUGGAGAUUCGGAGGACAAAUCCUUAUCUCGUGCUUACAACCGCUUUCUAUCUGGCGUGCAAAAUGGAGGAAUGUCCGCAGCAUAUUCGAUUCGUCGUAAACGAGGCUAAGGGACUAUGGCCAGACUUCAUCGUCUCUGAUAUAUCCAAGCUCGGAGAAUGCGAAUUCUGGUUAAUCUCCGAGAUGAACUCCCAGCUGAUAGUCCACCAUCCCUAUCGUUCCCUUUCUGAACUCCAAUCUACCCUCUCCUUAACGUCAGAAGAGGCGUCUCUAGCUUGGUCAAUAAUCAACGACCACUACUUGACUGAUCUCCCGCUUCUCCAGCCACCACACGUCGUCGCAGUGACAGCCAUCAUACUCGCAGUGGGGCUCAAAACAAACACUAGCAGUAGUGCUCAUCUGACCGGUGCAUCGCCAGUUUCCGCCGCGCUUCGGGAUGGCGCUGGUGCAUUGGCUGCACUCAGUGACAAAAAUCUUCCUUCUCGCGCUCAAAUGCUGGUUGACUGGCUGUCGGCGGGAGAGGUUAACAUCGAGGCGGUUAUUGAAUGUACCCAGGAGCUUAUUUCCCUGUACGAGGCCUGGGAGCAGUAUAGUGAAAAGGGAUGUCGGGAGCAAAUCAGCCGAUAUGUUAAAGCACGAUCUCUCGAUAAGUGAUAGGGUUGCUGAUUUUACCCAACGGAUGAAUUUAAUUUUUGAAGAGGCUGUAUCAAAUGGCUGAUCGGUUGGACAACCGGAUACAUCAUCAAAAACCCAAUCAAUACUCGAAGCUGUGUGUGGACUUUCAAGAUAAAGAAACGGCAUAGUAACUCUAAGAUGAAUGCAAGGCUUCCCUCAAUAUCUGCUGCAUCAAUAACCCCACCUCUGUAUUACCUGAUAUAUGUAUGAAGCAAGCACCCAUACACGACAGAUGAGACCCAAGUUAUUCGAAAAAAGCCAGUCACGAUCCCAUUCUUCUCCCAACUCCACCAGCAACGCAAUCCCGGCUCCGUACCAUUCACACAUGUUGUCUUUCUGAAAACCUCUCAAUGGCGUAUCGAGGCGCCGCGUUCGUCCAGCACUCAGACCCCGCAGUUUUUUUCAAGUUCGUUCGUUGAAGUACGAUUUAGAGAUAGAUAUUCCAACCAGUUUAAUUUUUAGUUAAGUU
This is a messenger RNA of Histoplasma capsulatum G186AR, 1445 nucleotides long. RefSeq names its product cyclin. Gene Ontology annotation, molecular function: cyclin-dependent protein serine/threonine kinase regulator activity. The transcript has 3 exons. Bases 50 to 955 code for a protein of 301 amino acids. Gene Ontology annotation, biological process: positive regulation of transcription by RNA polymerase II. Gene Ontology annotation, cellular component: nucleus; mediator complex. Lineage: Eukaryota; Fungi; Ascomycota; Eurotiomycetes; Onygenales; Ajellomycetaceae. The record is from RefSeq and is a predicted model, not a curated record.